Messenger RNA from Rosa chinensis, 1245 nucleotides. RefSeq lists its product as uncharacterized. The record is from RefSeq and is a predicted model, not a curated record. Bases 126 to 914 code for a protein of 262 amino acids. NCBI's taxonomy places the organism in Eukaryota, Viridiplantae, Streptophyta, Magnoliopsida, Rosales, Rosaceae. The transcript is spliced from 5 exons.
AAUCUCAAAAAGAAAAGCUGCCCAACGCCACAACUAAAUAAAUUCCAAACCUCACGACGAUACACAGGAAAAUAAGAAACGAAAAGCGAGACCGAGACGGGGUUUCCGAUUCGAUCUCUGAAGACAUGGACAGCAAUUUCUCAGGGGCGAUUGCAAAAUUGAGAGGAGCGUCGGACGAUGAGAUCUCGAUGGGGCAGCGCGGCGAUUUGAUGAAGCUCAAUAGCUCCGAGGAACUCGAGGAUGAUGUGUCGGACGGUGAUAUCUCGGUCACCGAUCAUACUGAUUUGGUCCUGGAGGAGCCAGAUCGCCUCGGGAAAAAACCCGGCAAGGACAUUCCACACCCCGCAAAACCAGACAUCAGUGCUGCUGCAGCCAGUAUCAACCCUAAAUUAGCCGCCCUUUCUCUGGGAAACCGAGGGAAACGGUUGUGCUCUGGACCUAAAGGUCGUAUUUCUCAAAGGCGCAAUCGAAAAGAAAAGGGAGCGUCCAUUGGUCUAGGCAUCAAGUCCAAAGAACCAAAGGCUAUUGGAGUAUCAGACAAAAACAAUAAAAAAGUGGCUGCAGUUGCUUCUUCUACUUCUGUCGUCACCGAAAGAGGAGGAUGUCAGAUCUGCGGUCAUGAUCACCAGCACAUCCGUUGCCCAUACUUGGAGGUGGUUCCACCUGGCGGAACUGUUGGCCCUGACUAUCUAGUAGUAUGUGGCGAAUGUGGUUAUGAGUUAAAGCAGCCUAUUCCGGCUUCUUGUUGGUCGUGCGGUUAUUUUGGAGGACGUGUGGUGGGGGCGUCUACCUUUGAUUAUAGCUUUCGUUACCACCUAGAUGAAUAUUAUAUAGAAGUACCAGUUACGGCAGAGUACAUGGACCCAGGCAAUUACACAGAUCAAAAACCUGUAAUGGCAGAGUCCUUAUGGUAAGUUAUUUGUGCAAGUAAAUUUGCUUCACUAGUGAUUUGACUCAUGACAAGUUAUUUAAGCGGGCAUGUUAUUAAGUUUCACCUGUGGGAAGAUGCCAAGAGAACAUGGCCUCUGUUUUAGUUGAGCUUUUAACAAUGUGUUGGUUGCUCUGGUUAAAGAUAUUGGCUCCAGAAGUGGAUUUGGUUGCAGUAACUUAAACACUACUUGAUGGACCCUUAAUGUAGUUUUUAUUUUUUACUCUCUCCAUAAUGGUUGCAGGAUUUCAUUUUUUGCCUAUGUAGUUUCUGUUUUUGUACACAUGUUUUGUCUUGAUAUAUCUUUUUCUUUUAUC